AUAAAAUUUCGCGGAAAUGGAAGCUUUCCUAAAAAGAAAUGGUAACAAGUCCCUGAAGAAGGUUGAAAAGGAUGUUGAGAUGGAGCCUGAUGAUGAAAAAGACAAUAAAUCAAGAUACCAGCCAUGGGUUGAGAAAUACCGCCCAAACAAAAUAGAUGAGGUAUCACAUCAACCUGAAGUAGUUAGCGCCUUAAAUAAGAGCAUAGAAACAGGAAAAAUUCCUCAUUUACUACUCUAUGGUCCUCCUGGUACUGGCAAAACAUCAACCAUUCUUGCGUUAUCAAAGGAAUUGUUCGGUCCAGAGUUUCACAGAUCGAGAAUUCUCGAGCUCAAUGCUUCUGACGAUAGAGGAAUUGGAAUGGUUAGAGAGAAAAUUAAGAAGUUUGCUCAAAAGAAAAUCUCAAAGGCGGUAUCUUCAGAUUAUCCUUGCCCACCAGUCCAGCUUAUCAUCCUUGACGAGGCUGACUCGAUGACAGUGGAUGCUCAAGCAGCACUUAGAAGAACAAUCGAAGUAUACUCUGCACAGACAAGAUUCUGCAUAAUCUGCAAUUAUGUUAGCAAAAUUAUCGAACCAUUAGCUUCAAGAUGUGUUAAGUUCAGGUUCACUCCAAUUGCAGAGGAAGCUCAAAUGAAAAGACUUCAAUAUAUCUGUGAGCAAGAGGAGAUCAACCAUGACAACUCUGCUCUUGAAGCUUUAGUAGAAGUAACAGAUGGAGACAUGAGAAAGAGCAUCAUGAUGCUCCAAUCAGCAGGAAGAUCUUAUGAAGGAGAUAAACUCACUGCUGAAGAUAUCUAUGAAGUCUCUGGCAAGAUCCCUAUUGAAGUUAUUCAAGAUAUUUGGGACCAAAUUUUGAACCAAAGCGAUACUAAUAUCAGUGAGCUUGCUGAAAAUGUUAUCCAAGAGGGAUAUGAUAUCAUGCAACUUCUUUCCCAACUAAUCGAACUAGUCACUAAUGCAGCUACCAGAGAUGUAUCUCAUCUCAAGAAAGCAAGGAUAGCUGAAAUAUGUGCUGAGACUGAAUUCAAACUUAUAAAAGGUGGUUCUGAAGAGCUAAAUGUAUCUUACCUGCUCGUGAGUAUUAGUGAUAUCCUUAAUAGUUAAACUAUAAGUCCCACUUAUUCAAUCUUCAGAAUGUGAAA
Messenger RNA from Moneuplotes crassus, 1140 nucleotides. Lineage: Eukaryota; Ciliophora; Spirotrichea; Euplotida; Euplotidae. The record is from the annotation of a GenBank genome assembly.